This is a messenger RNA of Sinocyclocheilus grahami, 1414 nucleotides long. Its product is annotated as B-cell CLL/lymphoma 7 protein family member A-like. Lineage: Eukaryota; Metazoa; Chordata; Actinopteri; Cypriniformes; Cyprinidae. The record is from RefSeq and is a predicted model, not a curated record. The coding region runs from base 181 to 789 and encodes 202 amino acids. The transcript has 6 exons.
GCUCUGUUCGCUAAACAAAGGAGCGAAACGCGUAGCCGCAUUGACCGUGCUUCUCUUGCUUGCUUCCAGGGCAUUUGGCUUCAGCGCAGGCGCACAAACCCUGCCUCGCUCCUGUGCUGUGUGCAUUCGCAUUGUGUCUAAACAGGCAGCGAGCAAAAAUAUAUUUUACCAACAGCAGUAAUGUCGGGCAGGUCGGUUCGAGCGGAGACGCGGAGCAGGGCGAAAGAUGACAUCAAGCGGGUUAUGGCUGCAAUUGAAAAAGUGCGGAAAUGGGAGAAGAAAUGGGUGACUGUUGGAGACACGUCCCUGCGAAUCUACAAGUGGGUACCAGUGACGGAGCCCAAGUCAGAUGAUAAGAACAAAAACAAGAAGAAAUGCAAAGAUGUCAAAUAUGGCUCUGAGGUCACGACCCCUGAGAACAGCUCUUCUCCUGGAAUGAUGGAUAUGCAUGACGAUAACAGUAACCAGAGCUCCAUUGCAGACUCCUCCCCACUGAAGCAAGAGACCAGCAACAACACUAGUCCUGCACCUGAACCCAUGGCAGCUUCUCAGAAUGACAGCAAUGACUUGAAAAGUGACCAAUAUCCUUCCAAGCAGCCUUCAUCUAUUCAGGAUCAUAAGAGUGAACAAAACCACUGCUCAUCAGGUUCUAUAACAGCCAAAAGGGACAGCAAGUCACACGGGGAUUCAGAGCACUUUUUAGACUCUUCCAACUCAGCCCAGGAAUUGGAUGAUGGUGCUCCCCCAAGCAAAAAAGGGAAAACCGAUUCUUCCUCUGAAGAAAGUUAACUAUCUUCUCCCAGUUGUCAGGCAUUUGCAAUCCCUGUCUCUUAUCCUGAAACACAUCACAACAUAGGAGGUUUUCUUCAGUUCUACACUCUCAUGUAUUCACUUUAAUCCAGAAAACCUGUCUGUUGCGGUCAUUUUUAGUGUAGAGGGCAUGAUUGGAUCAUCAUUGUAUGAGUAAAGGUAAUGAAUCAAGCUGUGAGAAAUUGUGUGUACUGAUCCUAAAACAGUUCAUGCUGCCCUACAAUCACUACAUGCUAUUUCUUUUGCUAAGUAUUGUCAAUUUUAAAAAAUAAUCAUUUAUCACUCACCUUUUCUUGUUCACUCAGGAAGGUCAACACACUGUUUUUAAAAUCACGCUGAAAGUAACUGAUUUCUGCUGCUGUAGUUUAGUGAGAUUUCACCAUAAGUAGCUAAAUAUAAAAAAAAUGCAAAUGGUACUAGUCACAAGUUAUUCAACUUCUCCUGUGAAGCUCAUAGCUUGUAGCAUAGGCCCUGCUUGGUUGAGUACUUUUGUGUUACUGAGGAAAGGAAUGUUUUUUUUGUCUUGUCUUGCCUUGCCUGUCUACACACUUCUCCAAGUGCCCACAUUUUGGUUCUCUCUCUCUUUUUAAAGUCAAGUAAGCCA